AACCUCGGGCAUCAAUCAGACAUCAUCCAAAUGUCGACUAUCCCAAACUCGGUCAUGGACGAGGCGGCAUUCCCAUGCGCACUCACCGUCCACACUCCCUUCCCGUCUGCACGUCUGGCCAGCGUCGCGAUCCGCACGCUGUCGGUCGACCCGGAACUCUCCCCUCUCGUGCGGCGCUCCUUUUCCUUGCAAGGCGAGACGGUGCUGCGGACCGACUACCGAGCCACGACGAAUCGCAUGCUCCGCGUUGCCGUCAAUGGUUUCUUCGACUCCCUGGGCACCGUGCUGCACGUCAUGGAGGAUCUCGACGUCGACGUGGUCCAUCACAAAGGUUGGGAGACGUUGGAUGGUGCGCAGGGUGUCGAGCAAGGUCGCACUGGAUCCGCUGCAUGAUCUGUCUCGAACAUCUCGCCUCUGCACUUGACCACUUGCUGCUCGAGGGACUACCUACGUCAUUCCAUGCAGGUACAAUAAGCCAAGGUACCUUACAACAUCCGCCAACAGCGACGUC
Zymoseptoria tritici IPO323 is the source of this 511-nucleotide messenger RNA. RefSeq lists its product as uncharacterized. The record is from RefSeq and is a predicted model, not a curated record. The transcript has 2 exons. Bases 31 to 393 code for a protein of 120 amino acids. NCBI's taxonomy places the organism in Eukaryota, Fungi, Ascomycota, Dothideomycetes, Mycosphaerellales, Mycosphaerellaceae. Gene Ontology annotation, cellular component: EKC/KEOPS complex.